Molecule: messenger RNA, 1144 nt
Organism: Periconia digitata
Lineage: Eukaryota; Fungi; Ascomycota; Dothideomycetes; Pleosporales; Periconiaceae
Source: the annotation of a GenBank genome assembly
CCCUGCUAAAUGCCGAUCAACCCCAUGCGAUUCGCCCCGCCGAAGCUCUCGAGACGUCGCACUGUCUCAACAUGAAUACUCCAUGGGAGAACCACUCAACCACACUACGUUUCAAUCUCAAGAAUCGGUCAUGUCGGGUCCUCCUCGAAAGGUGCUGGUCACAGGUGCUACGGGAUUCAUUGGAGCUCAUGUUGUCGACGAACUCCUUCGCCGUGGACACGUAGUACGCGCUGCAACCAGAGACCCGGGGAAAGGCAAACUACUGAAAGAUGCAAGAUUGUAUUACGGAGAUCGGCUUCAAAUCGUCCAGAUUGCCGACUUCUCACAAGCAGUGUCCUUCAAAGAUGCGGUCAAAGAUUUGGAUGGCAUAAUCCACGUCGCUAGCCCUUUGGACUAUACUGCACAGGACAACGAGAUUCAGCUUGUUAAACCGGCCAUUGCGGGUGUCAGAGCAGUCAUGGAGGCAGCAGGUGCAAACCUAGAUGUGAAGAGAGUGGUCAUCACAUCUUCCUUCGCAUCGGUCUUAGAUGCAAAUCGCAAAAGCCCACCUCACUUCACAUAUACGGCAGCGGACUGGAACCCACUAUCAUACGAAGAGUCGAUAGCCAAAGAAACCAGUGCUGUGGUCGCAUAUAGGGGAUCGAAGAAAUUUGCCGAAUUGGAAGCCUGGGACUUUAUCAAAAGACAUAACCCAGCUUUCGACCUUGUUACUUUGUGCCCACCAAUGACAUUUGGCCCGGUAUCCCAUCCCGUCGCGAAUAUCGAUAAGUUGAACGAGUCGAACAAUACUCUCUGGAAAGUAGCCAGCGGACAGGAUCUACCUGUUGCUCGGGUACCCUUCUGGGUAGACGUUCGAGAUCUCGCUGUCGCACAUGUGGAGGCAUUGUUGAGGCCUGAAGUAGGAGGGAGUAGAUUCACGGUCGCAAGCCCGGAGAAGUUUUCAUAUAGCAAAGUCGCAGAUAUCGUGCGCGCAGAGUUUGAUUGGGGCGAAAAGAGAGUGGCGAAAGGGGAGACACAGACUAUUGACGAAAGUCAUGAUUUGGAUGGAGAGACUGCAGCGAAAGACCUGGGGUUGAGAUACCGGAGUUUUCAGGCGACGGUGAAAGAUUUCAUUAAGCAGGCUGUAGAAAUGGAGCAGAAAUGA